GCAAGAGAAAAACAUGGCGAUGACCUUUAGCGAAUUUGGUUGUUGUGUGAGAGCGGUGAGCUUUGACUUGUUUGGCAAAACCCUAAAAUUACUCUAGCAUGCUUGAAUACUUGCACAACCCUAGAAACAUUGAUACUCCUAAAACUUAUAAUUAAUUAAUUAAGAUUCGAAACAAAGGAUUCAUUGGAAUCUCUGGUAUAUAAAUUUCCAAUUUUACCCCUACAGAAUCCCCAAAAUCCAACGAUGUAUAGACGAAAGAUCCAACGGUCACAUUACAAGAGUACAAGACAAGCCAAAUAAACUCACAAUCUCUCCUCAUUUAGGGUUUUAUAACAAAAUUCAGUUCUUCAGAUUCCGAAGAUCAAAAACAAUGGCUGGUGAGAUUGUACCUCCAGAGAAUCACUCAGCCGCCGAUACCUUGGAUAACGAUGGAUCCACGGUGCAGAAAGCGCAAUUCUCCGACCGGGUUUUGAUUCGAUCGAUUUUGAGCGGCGGAGCUAAACUUGCCGGUCAAAAGGUUAGAAUCGGCGGUUGGGUCAAAACCGGAAGACAACAAGGGAAAGGGAAAUUUGCUUUCCUUGAGGUUAACGAUGGAUCUUGUCCAGCGAAUCUUCAGGUUAUGGUUGAUUCUUCUCUUUAUGAUCUCUCUAGGUUAGUUGCGACUGGAACUUGUGUUACUGUUGAUGGAGUUUUGAAGAUUCCUCCUGAAGGUAAAGGUUUGAAACAGAGUAUCGAGCUUAACGUUGAGAGUGUGAUUGAUGUGGGAACUGUUGAUCCGACUAAGUAUCCGCUUCCUAAGACUAAGUUGACUCCUGAGUUUCUCAGAGAUUUGCUUCAUCUUCGUUCCAGGACUAACUUGAUCUCAGCAGUGGCAAGAAUCCGUAAUGCGCUUGCUUUUGCGACCCACAGUUUUUUUCAAGAACAUGGUUUCCUUUACAUUCACACUCCUAUCAUCACAACAAGUGAUUGUGAAGGAGCUGGUGAAAUGUUCCAAGUAACAACCUUGAUCAAUCACACUGAGAGGGUUGAGCAGGAUCUCAUUGAUAACCCUCCACCCACUGAGGCUGAUGUUGAAGCGGAGAGACUUAUUGUCAAGGAGAGAGGUGAAGCUGUGUCGCGACUGAAAGCUGCCAAGGCAAGCAAGGAAGAGAUCACUGCUUCCGUUGCUCAACUUACUAUAGCAAAGGCGUGUUUAGCUCAUGUUGAAGAGAGGUCAAGGCUUAAGCCUGGAUUACCUAAAAAAGAUGGAAAAAUUGAUUAUUCGGAUGAUUUCUUUGGCCGUCAAGCUUUCUUGAGUUCUGGUCAGUUACAAGUGGAGACCUAUGCUUGCGCUCUUAGCAGCGUGUAUACAUUUGGCCCGACUUUCCGAGCAGAGAACUCUCACACUUCAAGGCAUUUAGCUGAAUUCUGGAUGGUUGAGCCUGAAAUAGCUUUUGCAGAUAUACAUGACGACAUGAACUGUGCAGAGGCGUAUGUGAAAUACAUGUGCAACUGGUUGAUCAAGAAUUGUUCCGAUGACAUGGAUUUUAUGGAUAAGAAUGUUGAUGGGGGAUGCACGAAAAGGCUAAAAAUGGUUGCCGAAACCUCGUUUAAGCGUGUAACAUACACUGAAGCAAUAGAGGUACUUGAGAAAGCUGUAGCUGAAGGAAAGGUUGUUUUUGAUAACAAAGUGGAGAGGAAAAUGGACUUGGCCUCAGAGCAUGAAAGAUACUUGACAGAGGUUGAGUAUGAUCAAAAGCCAAUAAUUGUUUAUAACUACCCGAAAGAAAUCAAAGCUUUUUACAUGAGACUUAACGAUGAUGAGUAG
Arabidopsis lyrata subsp. lyrata is the source of this 1807-nucleotide messenger RNA. Its product is annotated as asparagine--tRNA ligase, cytoplasmic 3. Gene Ontology annotation, cellular component: mitochondrion. Gene Ontology annotation, biological process: asparaginyl-tRNA aminoacylation. Lineage: Eukaryota; Viridiplantae; Streptophyta; Magnoliopsida; Brassicales; Brassicaceae. The record is from RefSeq and is a predicted model, not a curated record. Gene Ontology annotation, molecular function: ATP binding; asparagine-tRNA ligase activity; nucleic acid binding.